Molecule: messenger RNA, 1585 nt
Organism: Microbotryum saponariae
Lineage: Eukaryota; Fungi; Basidiomycota; Microbotryomycetes; Microbotryales; Microbotryaceae
Source: the annotation of a GenBank genome assembly
AUGCGCUUCACCCUAGCACGGUUCAAGCCCAAUCCAGCAUCACUCUACCCACCACUGACGGCAUGGAACUUCCCUCCACGGGGCAGCAAGAUCUAUGUCGCCUGUUCAGCCGGCAUCGAUUCAUCCGUCACCGCUCGCCUCCUCCUCGAAAGGGACUACGACAUACGACCCGUAUAUAUGCGCAACUGGGACACAUUGGACGAGAACCAAACUUCGGGUGGAUGCGAAUGGGAGAAGGAUUGGGAACAGGUGCAAGUGCUUUGUAAAGAGAGCUUGGGAGGGGUCAAGCCGACGCUGGUCGAUUUGUCAAAGCAGUAUUGGAAUGAGGUGUUUGAGAGGUCAUUGGGGGAAUGGGAGAGAGGUGUAACGCCUAAUCCGGAUGUCGUAUGCAAUCAGUACGUUUGAGCAGCAAUUUCACCUUUGCCGAGUGCAGGAUUUUCCUCCAAGAGCAAUGACAUCAACCCCUUCGCCCCAAGCGCAUGGCUGAACCCGAAAGUCUCACCAUUCCGCAGGGAGAUCAAAUUCCGAGCUCUACCUUCAAUUCUCUUCGACAAGGACCCAAACGCUUAUCUAGCCACAGGUCACUACGCUCGUCUGUCACCCAGUCCUCUUGACCCCCUCGAGCCAGCCUUGCACCGAGGUGCCUAUCCCCUCAAGGACCAAUCCUACUACCUCUCCACAUCACCCGUUUCAGCUCUCAAGAGGACUUUGUUCCCUUUGGGAGAGUACAGGAAGGAUGAAGUCAAAGAAAUGGCGAGAAAGUGGGGCUUGCCGGACAAGAUCACAGAGAGGAAGGAGUCGAUGGGGAUCUGCUUUGUCGGCAAGAAAGGGAAGAGAUUCCGGCACUGGUUGGGUACGAGAAGGAAUUCUUUUUCUCUUAAUGAGUUUAGGCAGCUGAUUCAACCGCAUCUGUCGCAUACUUGUUCGAUAGACGCUUACCUUCCUCCGAAGCCCGGCCAUAUCGUCCUGACUUCCGGCAAGAUCGUCGGACAGCACCAAGGACUAUGGCAAUACACCAUCGGUGAAGGUGCUCGAUUACCCGGUCUUCCUUCACGACAUUUCAUCGGUCGAAAAGUUCGGGAGAGGAACGAGAUCGUUGUCGUCCCUGAAGAGUCAGUUCUGCGCAUCUAGAAGGAUUUCAUGUACAAUGCUCCGACUGACCAACAUAAGCGGCACUAUCUUCUGUGUCCCUGCAGUUCAUCGAUCCUUCGGGUUGUCAAACUCUCCACCAAAGACUUCAAGUGGUUGUCCUCCCAUCCUCCACCGAGCGAAAUCAACUCUGCCGAGGGUUUCAAGGUCGAUGCUCAAACUCGAUCGUUGCAAGAACGGUCGUUGGCCCGAAGUGUGGUCAGAAGAGCAAGGUAAUCUUCGAUGCCGGGCAUGCAAAAGCUAAAUGGUGUGAAGCCAACUAAACUCUUGCACCUCUGUAUACAGUGAUCACUCGCUCGAAAUCGAGCUCAACGAACCCCUGAUCGGCGUCUCACCUGGCCAAGCCGUCGUGCUCUACAAUGGAACGUGGUGUUUAGGAGGUGGGACGAUCAAAUCGACCACAACUCUUGCCGAUCUCCCUCAAUCGAGCAAUUAG